AUGCCUAGCACUGUAGCCAGUGCAGGGGUGCCUCCUCUGCUGGUCUCUGGUGCAGUGUUGCAGUCGUGCAGGGGUGCUAACCCCCACGCCAUCCGCCGCGAAGUCAACGCACAAUGCGCCACGCAACCACGCUGCUGCGCCGGACGACGAGCACCCACGUCUGGCAAGCCUCCAGCUGCGCCGCGGGCGCCGACGGCCAUCGCUUGCGGGAGUGGGCGUCAAAGCACGCCGACGACGCGCGGGACGUGCUACGACCGCCACCACACGGCACGCGGGCGCCGGACCUGAGUGGCCUGGACCAGUACCUCCAUUCCCGAAAUUGGGCGAAAGUAGAAGCGCCCGAGGCGCGCGCUUUGUUAUCGCAGGCGCUGACCUACCCGCUCAGUUUGGCGGCGCACGCCACGACGUUGAAUCUCGGCGCCGAGGCGUCGAUCGCUAUUGUCGGCGCGCGGGCCGAGGCGGCGCUGUCGACGGCCUGGUGGGCCGAGCUGAUCGAGGCUGUCGACAGCGUGCACGACUGGACACUGACGUUCGUGGGCCCCGAGGUCAAACCAGCGCGACCGACGCCGGUUCAGCGGGGCACGAAGAGUCUGGCCGUAAAAGCGGAGCGGCGCGAACUCACAAAGGCGCACCUCGACGAAGCCGACGCGGUCGUGCUGUUCAACCCCGGCGUCGGCCAUCCGAACCUCGCGGAGGGCUGGGUGCCGGCGCUGGAGGCGAUCAGAGCGUCGGGCCGGCCGCUCCUCGUGACGGGCCAUUCCGAAAUGGAUUCGCGUCGGGACCUGACCGCGCUGGAGGCGCGCUACGGCGCACUACGCUUCGCGGCGCCGCCGUGUCAGAACCCCUUCCGGUCGCGAGUUGUGAUCGUCGACCCUGCGGACGCGACUCAUAUGACGAGUGCGAAUGCGUGGGCGUUUGUGGUGGAGGGGUCGUAAAAAUGUAGUGUAUCAA
Molecule: messenger RNA, 951 nt
Organism: Pelagomonas calceolata
Lineage: Eukaryota; Pelagophyceae; Pelagomonadales; Pelagomonadaceae
Source: the annotation of a GenBank genome assembly